This is a messenger RNA of Clonostachys rhizophaga, 1587 nucleotides long. The record is from the annotation of a GenBank genome assembly. NCBI's taxonomy places the organism in Eukaryota, Fungi, Ascomycota, Sordariomycetes, Hypocreales, Bionectriaceae.
AUGGAUACCAUCCAAUAUAUUGCCGCCAUUGGGGCUUUUCUCCUUCCUGUGGUCAUUCACAAAUGGUAUCGGAAGCUGUCAUUACCUAGACUCCCCCCCGGGCCGCCAGCAAUUCCCUUUCUUGGAAGCGUUUUUGACCUGCCCAAAGGCGACAUUCCAGACUUCGAACACUGGCUUCAGUAUAGAGAGAAAUAUGGCCCUAUAUUUUCACUGAAGGCCAUGGGGCAGACUAUUGUCGUCAUCCACGACAAGCAAGUCGCCCUGGACCUUCUCGAGAAAAAGUCCCUCAUCAACUCAUCCCGUCCUUGGAUGGAAUUCGCCGGAGGCCUUGUUGGCUUCGUUAAUUUUACUUCGGCGGUGCCUUAUAAUGAGACCCUCCGUCUCCAUCGCAAGUUUAUGCAUCAACAAAUGGGGACCAAAACAAUAGCUGCAAGUUUUCGCAAGGACCAAGAGAAUGAAGUUUCUUGGAUGCUUGAAAAUAUCAUGGACCAACCAGAAGGUCUCAUUGAUCAUCUACAUAGAGCUGCCGGUUCCUUCAUCAUUAAGUUGACGUAUGGAUAUUCGAUUGACGUCUCUCGCCCCGAUCCGGUCCAGAGUCUAGUCAUGCGCAUGGUGUCAAUCUUCAACGAGUCAGCCCAGCCCGGAGUCUGGGCUGUUGAUAUGUUCCCUGCUCUUCACUAUCUUCCCGACUGGUUCCCUGGCACUUCAUUCAAAAAGAUAGCCGGUGCAUGGAGAGAAGAGGUCAUGGCAGCGGCAGAGAAGCCAUAUCAAUUAGUCAAAAUGCAGAUGCGGGCCAAUAGCCACCAACCCUCCUACGUGUCCAAGGCGCUCGAGCAGUGUGGUGAAGAUCCAAGUGCUACAUACGAGGCAGCAGUGAAAUUCUCGGCCGGAGCAAUGUAUGGCGGAGGGUCAGACACUACUGUCUCUACCCUGAGCUUUCUAUUCCUUGCCAUGGUUAAAUUUCCCGAUAUCCUCCGUAAGGUGCAGGAGGAGAUUGAUAGGGUCGUUGGCCGGGAUAGGCUGCCACAGUUUGAGGACCGACCAAACUUGCCAUAUGUUGAGGCAAUUGUCAAAGAGGCAUUUCGGUGGCAUCCGGUUGCUGGGAUGGGAGUGCCACAUGCGAGUGACGAAGACCAGAUCUACAAUGGCUACUUGAUUCCCAGGGGUGCCAUUCUGCUGGCAUCAGUUCAUGGGAUGGCCCACGACCCAGAAACCUAUCAUGAUCCCGAUAAGUUCCUCCCAGAACGAUACGACGAGCCUUACAAUGAGCCGGAUCCGAAGGAGGUAGUUUUCGGUUUCGGACGUAGAAUAUGUCCUGGGAGAUACUUUGCUGAUUCAAUGGUAUACCUAGCAGCCGCUCAGACUCUGGCUGCCUUCGACAUCGCCAAAGCGACUGAUGAACAAGGCCAAGAAAUCGACCCCACGGUGAAAGUGCUUCCUGGCGUUAUAUCUCACCCGGCAGAUUUCCGUUUCAGGAUUACUCCUCGAAGCGAGAAAUCUAGGAGCCUUAUCUCGGCGAAUGUUGCACCAAGACAAGGACCCAUGAGCGAUGCUAAGAUAUUUGAGCAGAAUGGGUUCACGAAAUGA